Messenger RNA from Acaromyces ingoldii, 3754 nucleotides. RefSeq lists its product as hypothetical. NCBI's taxonomy places the organism in Eukaryota, Fungi, Basidiomycota, Exobasidiomycetes, Exobasidiales, Cryptobasidiaceae. The coding region runs from base 478 to 3543 and encodes 1021 amino acids. Gene Ontology annotation, molecular function: transcription regulator activity; DNA binding; protein binding. The record is from RefSeq and is a predicted model, not a curated record. Gene Ontology annotation, cellular component: SBF transcription complex; MBF transcription complex. The transcript has a single exon.
CUAUGACAAAGUGAUUUUCGCUCCAGAAAGGUGGAAUACCAUCAAAAUCCCAAUCCUAAUCCUAACCCCAACCCUAACCCUAACCCCAACCCUAACCCUAACCCACCCUAACCCUAACGGACCUACCCCUAACCAGCGCCAACCUUCUAAGAUCUAGGGAAUUGGGAUCAGCCGAAAUCUAGCAUUCUCUCGGCCGACGAGAAUGACAGAAGUCAGCCCAAUGACAAAGUGUCGGGCGAGCGAGUUUUUAUGCGCAUCCCUGCAAUCAACCUUUGCCACAUGGCCCUAUUUUCGUUAAAGUAAGGCUGCGACGCGUGGGUCGCGUCGUUGUGAGCGAGACGAACACCGUUCACCUCUCGCUCGAGAUCGAACGCUGAAAAAAGGGAGGAUAAAAAAAAAGGGGAGAGGCGGCAUCGUCGUUGGUCUGCAUCGGACUUACAACCUCGACGUGGAGAAUAGCCAAUUUGCCAGACGACGAUGAAUGGCAGCAGUGCGGCCAUGCCGGCAGCAGCGGUCGCAGGAGUAAAUGCUGGCGCUGGCGGUAGCAGCAGCAGCAGCAGCAGCAGCAGCAGCAUCCUUACCAACACCACUGCGGCAGCACCACCACCACCAGCGACUGGCCAACCGCCCACAGUGUACCUGGCCACGUAUUCGUCGGUGCCCGUGUACGAAUUGACGGUGCGCGGCAUUGCAUGCAUGCGCCGCCGUGCCGAUGGCUACCUCAAUGCGACGCAGAUUCUCAAGAUUGCAGGCAUCGAAAAGGCCAAGCGGACAAAGAUCUUGGAAAAGGAGAUCCUGACGGGCGAGCACGAAAAGGUGCAGGGAGGCUACGGGAAAUACCAGGGCACAUGGAUCCCGCUCAAGAGGGCUCAGGAGCUGUCGGCGCGGUACAAUGUUGCCCAUCUGCUCCAGCCCUUGCUCGACUUUGAUCCAGCGACGGCGGCCAACGUGCCUGUGGCGGGACCCAGGAAGCGACCGAACCCCAACGCUCCUUCGGCGAGCAUGUACUACCGCACUGGGCCCGGCGCUGCGCAGCUGGCCGCCGCCAAGGGAGCCGUGGGUACCUCGCCACAUGCGACGCCAGCCUCUGCAUCGCCGCAACCCUCGUCGGGCCCAGGGAGCGCGAGCGCGAGCGCGACGGGGCCUAGCCACCUCCAGCCUCGCUUCCUCACCCUGCGCCCACCGUCGGACCUCGACGCGCCCUCGCCCUUUCCCAACAUUUUCCCACCUGGCUCCACGGCAGAGCAGAGGGACACGCUGAGCGGGUAUGCAUCCUAUGGCUACACCCCCCAGGGCAUGGCUGCCGCUGCUGCUGCUGCCGCUGCUGCCGGCGUACCCAAUGCCACCACCGAGGUCGAGUCUUUUUCGAGAGCAUCAGCGACGACGACGACGACGACGACGACGACGAACAACAACAACAACAACAACAAGAGGGGCCUGGACCAGGUCGACCACACCGAGGACGAAGAGCUGGAGCUGGAGCAGAGACGGGUGGACAAGAGGCAGCGGGCCGAGCAGGCGGCCGCGACGGGACCGUCGCCAGUCAAGGACCUCAAUGCCCUGGGCAGGAGCACGUCGCCCACGUCGGCCCUGCGAGGCGUGCGGCCGCCGACGAAGCUGCACCGCGUGUCGCUGGGCCCACCAGACCACCUGCGCAGCCUGCAGCUGGCCGGCACCCGCUUCGCCGACCGGCCCCAGGUGAUGCGCGAGGGCGACGAGGGCGAAAAGAGAAUGCACAAGCGACUCCAGGCCCUCUUUGUCCAUGUCCACCACCAGGCGGUCGCGCACGACGACAACGCUGCUGCUGCUGCAGACGCCGCCGCCGCCGUCGACGUUGAUGCGACAAUCACGCCCGCCCACCAGCGCGCACUCGAUGAGCUGCUGCUGGAGCUGCGCCACGAUGCGAGCCUCGCUGGUCACCAUGCCCUUUCGGGUGCGUCUGCCGCUGGCAAUGGGCCAACGGCGGCGGCGGCGCCGCUCGCCAAUGGGGCCACCGUCGACAUGGCCGGUCCAGCGCCGUGCAUCGACCUGGUCAUCGACGACCACGGACACUCUGCGCUGCACUGGGCCAGCGCACUGGCCAACCUGGCCCUCGUCAAGACGCUCGUCGCGCGUCCUCCCUCGAGCGGCGGCGCCAGCCCCUUUGCGGGCAACCAUGCCGGCGAGACGCCUCUCCAGCGCUCCGUCCUCGUCAUCAACUCGUACGACAAGAGCACCUUUCCCGUCCUGCUCCAGCUCCUCGCACAGAGCCUGCACACGCGCGACUACCGCCGCCGAACCAUUCUCCACCACAUUGCCCUCGUCUCUGCGCUCCAGGGCCGCGGCAAGGCCGCUCGCUACUAUCUCGCCUGCGUCUUGGAGUACAUCAGCCGCCAUGAGGGCGGCCGCUUUGCCAGUCUCGUCGAUGCCCAGGACCUCGACGGGGAGACGGCGCUCGGCAUCGUGGCCCGGGUGGGCAACGCAAGCAUGGUCAAGAUGCUCCUCGACGUCGGUGCACGCAAGGACAUUGCCAACAACCUGCGCAUCAAGCCCUCCGACUGGGGCAUCGAGGCGCUCGAUGACGACGAUGCUGCGACGGCCGUUGCUGCCGUUGCUGCUGACAAGCGCGACCGGACAAACAGCAGUGCAAACGAGGUCGUGACGAGCCUGACGCAGCCUCCAAGGGCGCCCGUGCAGAAGAGCAAAGACGUGCUCGAGCAAAUGACGACGGUGCUCUCGGACCUCGCCGACGUGUUUCAGAAGGAGCAAAAGGACAAGGACGAGGCCUUUGAGACGGCCCAGAAACACCUGCAGAGUGCCACGAGGGAGCUUGCGACGAGGCGGCGGCGCAUCAACGUGGGCCAGGCCCAGGUCGUGGAGCGCGACGAGGCAAAGAUGAGGCGCGAGAACCUGAGCAGGUGUCUGCGGGCCGAGAUGGGCUACGAGACCGUCGACGAGAGCAGCGGGCAGCAGCAGCAGCAGCAGCAGCAGCAGCAGCAGCAGCAGACCCAAGAGGACGAGACCACACAGGUCCUCAUCGCCCAGUGCUUGGCCUUUGAGACCGAGUCGCAAUCGAAGGAGAAGAAGAAGGCGAGUGGAGAAGACAAGGCAGCAGGCGACAUGAGCGUCGAUGAGGAUUCUCUCGCGCCUGCCGAGCGCUUCAAGGAGGAGGUGCCCUUUGAAGAAGGCUCGCAGGAUGCCCUCGUCAAGCUCCGCUGGCUCAAGCGGUGGUACGAAAGUAGUGUCGAGGAGCUCCAGAGACGCAUCCACGACCUCGAGGGCGCCAGUGCCACGAAGCUCAAGCAGUGUCGCAAGGUCGUCGCAAUGUGCUGCAACGUGUCCGAGGACAAGGUCGAGGGCAUGCUCGACGAGCUCGUCACCGCCAUCGAGUCGAUUGGCAUGGAGGGCGUCGACCUGCCGAGACUGGCCGGAUUCCUCUCCAAGGUCGGCAGGGGCGUGGGCGGCGCUGGAGGCGGCGAGGCCACCCCCUCGUCGACCCAGCGGCAGACACUUCCGACCUUACCGCCGGCGACGGCUCCACCGGCCAAGGCAGCGGUUGCCUAGACAUUCCCCUCAGCAUCUCUCUCUCCUUCUCUCCCUUUCUCUCUUGCUUUUCUUUAAACUGUACUACGUAUGACGUUUCUCUUUCUCCCUUGUCCUCUCUCACGGUGGCUACCUGUCUAUCUAUUCUACUAUUGUAUGUUUCCGCACCUUGACUCUCCCCCUUCCUCACCGUGGAUGUGGUUCGCAAUGGAAGACAACAAAUAUAGGCGAG